This is a messenger RNA of Fulvia fulva, 489 nucleotides long. RefSeq names its product Carboxypeptidase S1. Gene Ontology annotation, biological process: proteolysis. NCBI's taxonomy places the organism in Eukaryota, Fungi, Ascomycota, Dothideomycetes, Mycosphaerellales, Mycosphaerellaceae. Bases 1 to 489 code for a protein of 162 amino acids. The record is from RefSeq and is a predicted model, not a curated record. The transcript has 2 exons. Gene Ontology annotation, molecular function: serine-type carboxypeptidase activity.
AUGACACAGUACGGCAACGAUCAGGCAUGCAUAACCGCAGGCGACGAUUGUUACAACUACGUUGAAGCCCCGUUGAUCGCGCAGAAGACGUACGAAUUGUACGAUGUCAGAGAGCCAGUCGCCACUAAUCCUCCGGAGACAUACGUGCAAUAUCUCUCUCGUGCAGAUAUUCAGAAACAAAUCGGAGCCAAGGUCAACUACACCGAGUGUGCGGCGGGCGACCGAAGUCCUGGCUAUCGCUUACAGCUCACGGGAGAUAACGCGAGAACAAUGCUCCCAUAUCUCGAAAAUUUCGUGAACCGUGGCAUCCCCACCUUGAUAUGGGCUGGAGAUACCGACUGGAUCUGCAACUGGAUGGGAAGUUUAUAUGUAGUCGAUGCGGUCAACUUUCCCGGUGAUUCUCAAUUCCGUAACGCGACCCUCGCGCCUUACGAUAUCGCGGGCAAGAAAGUUGGACUUACAAGAAGCAAGGCACCUUGUCGUUUAUGA